UUUUUUAAUGAUUUUACUGAUUUUAUACCAACGUUUUUUUACGUUUUGAGUACCAAGCGAUUUUAAGUAGGGUUGUAGGGGUGAACAAUCACAUCUGCAAACUGACCAUCCAACUAACCCGAUCCAACUAAUAUGUAUUUAUCGCAAAAAUUAAGGUUUAUGAUUGGGUGAGCGUUUUCUUUUGUACAACUUGCCUCUUUUCGGUUGGGUUUGAAUUUUGGAUUACACUACCUGUAGAACCGGACCCAAAUCGUGUUCCAACUAUUUAUAUGAGUUCGUAUCCAAAAAAUAUUUAUGUCGUAUAUAGCCAUUUUUAUAAAAGAAUUAAGAUAUUUCGCCAUGUUUGUUUCUCAUGGUCUCCCUAAUUUAAUGCAUUCUUCGGCUUAAAGUUUAGAAUUUUUUUAUACAACUAUGAUUCACGUAAUCCUUUUCUUGUGUACAAUUUUAAUAGAAUAACAUAUUAUGGAUGCGUUCUUUAUAACCUCUUUAGCCUAUUUUGUCAAAAGUCGUACAAAAAACUAGACAAUGCUGAAGUAAAUCACAUUUUAUUAAAAUUCAAACAACAUUUGUGCAUUUUGAUACAUUUCACCUUGGUUUAUUCGUUUGAAAUUUUUAUUAGUUAUAAAAUAUUUUUAUGGUGUAGAAUAAUUAUAUAUUUUGUGUUGGUUGGGUUUUUACUUAAAAAUAUCAUCAAUCCGACCCAACCCAAUUAGAAACAAACCAUAAGAUUUUAAUCUUUUUGGGUGGUGAUGACUCGAUAUUUGCACAUGUUUUCCCCUUUGUUUCUUGAUUGUUUGAGCUUUAAUUAUUGCUUCUUUGGCCUAUUUUUUGUGUUCCUUUGUCACAUUUCAGGUCCUAGCACAUAAAGUGAAGCAUAGGCGCAAGUUUCAAGUCAAUCAGAGAUCAAUUGGCGAUUAGGGAGAAGAAACUCGGGCAUGACCUGAAGAAUAAUGAAUUUCUACCUCACUUUAUGGAUAAAGAAUCAUGCAAGCUUGUCAUGAAAAGAAAGAGGACGAGACUACGAGCGUCUGGGAUCAAACGGCGACUGAUUCGGAGUCCGGACGAGGGAGAAACGAAGCAUUGAAUAUAGGGGAACAGGUUCGGCAGUAAAAACACGGGCGCGCCUAAAUCAAAACACGGCCGUGCCCAUAUUUAGGCACGACCGUGUUUUGGCCGACGCGCGCGAGCGUGUUUUUAACACGGGGCAAAACACGGGCGGUCAAAAGCAAAGCACGGCCGUGCCCUCGACCGUGUUUUGCCCAGAAUCAGGUUUUUUAACGCAAAUUCAAGCCAAAGGAGAGGGGGAGCUGGGUUUUGGAUCCCAAACACCCAAGGGACGAACCAAAGAGAGAGAGGGCGAUCUGAGGGCAUUCUAAGAGUGGAAUUGGAGGAUUCGAGUUUUUGAGAGAUAGAACGACUUCUAGAGAGAGAAAGUGACGAGCAAGAGUUUCCAAGUGCCCUAGAUUGAUCUUCAACACCAUUGGAGACCAGCUUGAGCUUGGAGAAGUGCCAAUCAACGUCCAGAAGCAGGAAUCCAUCCUUCGCAGUAUGAAUUCCGUGUCUGAUUCUGCUUUUGCUUUCUUCUCCAUGGAGUAGUUCUCCCAUUCAUCUGGGUAUGGAGAACCCUAGAUUUGUAUGUUAGGCUUUGAUUGUAUGAACCCAAGUACUGAUUCUAUGAUUGAUUAUAUUCGAUUGAGGUUUUAAUGAUUGAAUGAUUUGAAUCCUGAUCAAAUUCCUGUUGUUUCUGCUUUGACCUAGAAUGAGAAUAUCUGCCUAGGUUAAUAGAGUAUCCUUGAUUGAAGGUAGGGAGUUGGUGACUUUAGUCGAGGGGCCAACUCACUAUUCUGUACCGGAUUUACUCCGGUAGUGGAGGUUUUGUUCUUAGGGCCUCAAUCUGUCGACUCCGGUGGAGGUUAGUCGCCCGCUAGAGAGUCAGAUUGAGAGGGUCUGAAGACCUUUAGUCGAGACUUCAGGCUGUUUAAGAACCUUCCGCGGUAUAACUGUCAUAGAAACUGAACUUGGUAAUUACAAUCCGGCUUAACUGCAGUCUAGGGGGAACCAUAUCCGGGUGACCUCUUUAACCUGAAUACAACCAGUUUACUUGCUUUGUUUGUUUGGUAGUUUAGACUUGCACUCCAGUUUUAUUGCUAGAUAACAAGAACUCACUGAGUAGUCAGCAAAUCUAGGACCCGGGUUGAUAAUUAAACCUAAACCCGCUAUACUACGCUUUAGGAAGUGGUUACACUUGGCCAAUUCCUGGAGUGACAGUAGAGUCAAGUCAAGUUUUUGGCGCCGUUGCCGGGGACUUUCUAGAGUAUUAGGAAAGGCAGAAGUUUGUUACUUUAGCGUUUUUCUUUUCUUUUCUUUUCCACCCUUGCUUUUCACUUGGGUGUUUUUGUUUUUGUUGGUGCAGAUCUGAAUCAUGGAUCCUCAUGGCUUCUCCAACAAUUGGGGGUAUCCACCACCACCCGAGUGGUAUUACCCCGAGACUCCCUGGAGCAAUCAAGGAGGAGAAGACUAUGGAUUCGGGUUCCAGUACCAACCCCCUUACUACGAAGAACAACCGGACCCCUGGGCAUAUCAAGAACAACCUCAUUACCAAGAAGAAUUUUUCCCACAACCAGAGGGGCCAUUGGAGCUGGAAUUACCCAUGGCGGCCUUCACGGGCCAUUCUGCAGAGCCAUGCUACACUCCACAGCCAGAUCCACACUAUGAAUUGAGACUUCUCAUGGAGCAGUUUGCUCGAGACUGUGAUAGAACAUGCUCCAGGAUGGAUCAUUGUGUCCAGGCCUAUCGUGAAACAGAGGAGAUCCUCCUGAGCUUUAAGAAGAGCGUCGAUGAUCUUGAGCGAUCUUUGGCACAACCUGCUCCAGAUCACCCUUCUGCUACCAUACUAGAAGAGGAGGAGGAAGAAGAAGGCUACAAGGACAUUGUGGAACAUACAGAAGUUGUCACGGAGAGCUCCCGUGAUGGUCAUGAUCAGGAAUGUCCUGUCGUAGCCGACCACACCUUCCCACACCCCAAACUGAGCUUUGAAGAGGCGGGCAUGAGUGAGGAGAUGCAAGAAGAUCUCAUGAAAGAAAUUGCUUGGCAACUUGCUCUCCAAUCCGUGCUAGAAGAAGAAGAGCAAGAAAGGGUGCAGAAAGAAGUUGUGGAGGAUGAAGAAAGUGAAGCAGGAGGAGUUCUUGAUCAUUUCCCAGGGGUGAUACCACAUGAAGAAGGAAGGGAGGUUGAAGAAGAAAUUGGCGUCCAGGCUGAGGACGGAGUUAAGGUGGAAGAGGCCUGCACCGGCCAUGAGUUACAUGUGAUAUCUCCACCAAACUUCGAGGAACUGCUUAGCAAGGACCCAUUUGCAGUGUCUCUUUGCCAGACCAAGGCCACAUCGACAUCGGUCCCUCUUGGUGGAUGCGAUGGUGGUCAAUCGAUGCUGUCAUAUCUGGUUUGGGGCAAUGAGUCGAGAGAAAAGAAGAAGAGGUCUCGAGGGUGGAGACGUUAUCUGCAUCAAGUGCACGAGCUUCCAUCACCUGUCAUACCACAUGCUCGUGACUUGAGACUCCACCUCAUCGACGAGAACCUCAACUUCAAGGAGGUUUUGGGGUGGACCGAAACUUAGGAGCCAUCGUCCGGCUCACGACGUGAAAGAAGCACUUGUUGGGAGGCAACCCAACCAGUCGGUUUGCAUUUCUUUCUCUAUUUCUCUUUGGUUGAGUCAGUUUUGUUCUUUGAUUUCAGAGUCAAUAAUUCAACCGUUGUGAGAUUUUGUGUGGUGUUUGUGUUCCGACUACUUUGUCCUCCUGGAAUGCACCGCCUUCCCCGUCCACCAUCAUUCACCGUUGAUAUGGUAACUUCGUUCUACCCUCCUUAUCUUUCCUCCAUUGAGGACAAUGUCGUGCUUAAGUGUGGGGGGGAUGUUCGAUUAUGUAUGUGUGUGAAUGUUUGACUGUUUGUGUGCUUGGAGCCUAGUCCACUGUCCAAAUUUCGAUUUGAGGGCUCCAAGUACGUGUUCCUUGCAAUUGCCUGCUCAGUAUGCUUUGAAUUGACAGUCUUUAUAGUAAUAUGCAACCUAGGGAGGUAGUGUAGCACUAUGGAGGAUGUUGAUGCAUUUAAGAAGUCUCAUUUCUUCUUCAUAUUGUGUUGGUUGAUUGAGUGAAUUAGUGAUCUUAAGACCCCUGAAUUGUGUGGUGUUGUGGACUCUCUACCUCUCAUGGACUCUUGUUUCAUGUUUUGAGUUUAACAGGUGCUCGAAAAUGUGCUUUAAAAUAACAUCUCCCGUGCGAAUAGGGCGAAAGUGUGUAAGGGGAGACGAGAAUUCGUUCCCAAUUUUCACCUACUACCUCCAGCCCCCUUACAUGUCUUUCCCCCGCACGAGGCUCGAGACACCCGCUCCUGGCAUGGCCGGUAAGAGCCGGGCUCCCGCAAAACCUCUGCUAGGUGGGAGCCCCCAUUUUGUGAAAAGCAGGUUGGGACCCUUGAAAAAAAAAAGGAAAUAUAACAGAAAACAAGCAAAACAGAAAGAAAAGGGGUUCCAACCGUCUUCAAAAAGAAAAUAAGAGCACCUUGAAAAAUGUGAGUCCAUGAUAUUUUUUUUUAGAGUCUCUUUGUCCACGAUUCAUUUGUCCUCUGUUCACUAUUUGCCAUGAUGCCGACUCGAGACUAGCAUUCUCGCCGAAGAAGCUAUGAGAUGACUUGUGCGUCGGUUGACCUCGUAAGCUGCUAAAUGAUCUAGAAAAUUCUCUAUCAACGAUCGAGGGUGCAUGUUGCUAUAGAGGUCUGGAGAGCUGCAUUGGUUUGAGUUAGGUUUGCUUGGGGACAAGCAAACGGUUAAGUGUGAGGGGAUUUGAUGACUCGAUAUUUGCACAUGUUUUCCCCUUUGUUUCUUGAUUGUUUGAGCUUUAAUUAUUGCGUCUUUGGCCUAUUUUACGCUAGGUUGUGUUCCUUUGUCACAUUUCAGGUCCUAGCACAUAAAGUGAAGCAUAGGCGCAAGUUUCAAGUCAAUCAGAGAUCAAUUGGCGAUUAGGGAGAAGAAACUCGGGCAUGACCUGAAGAAGAAUGAAUUUCUACCUCACUUUAUGGAUAAAGAAUCAUGCAAGCUUGUCAUGAAAAGAAAGAGGACGAGACUACGAGCGUCUGGGAUCAAACGGCGACUGAUUCGGAGUCCGGACGAGGGAGAAACGAAGCAUUGAAUAUAGGGGAACAGGUUCG
Linum trigynum is the source of this 5202-nucleotide messenger RNA. The record is from the annotation of a GenBank genome assembly. Lineage: Eukaryota; Viridiplantae; Streptophyta; Magnoliopsida; Malpighiales; Linaceae.